GUGGCUCCACCUUCUAAAGAGUCGAAACUGGACAACCUGGAAACUUCAAAGGUACCGUUCAUUGGUUUUAUCCAACCUUUUUUAAAUUUGUGUGAAACAUUGUACCCAUAAACGGUUAAAAACGACGAUAUCGGCGAAUUCUACCGGACUCUGCUCUACAAUGGCAGCCAGCGAUUCUGCAGGCGAUGAUUCUUUGUAUCCCAUCGCAGUCUUAAUUGAUGAACUUAAAAAUGAAGAUGUACAGCUUCGCCUAAAUUCCAUAAAGAAGUUGUCCACCAUUGCUUUGGCUUUGGGAGUUGAAAGAACUAGAACGGAACUAAUUCCAUUUUUGACUGAAACAAUAUAUGAUGAAGAUGAAGUUUUAUUGGCUCUAGCAGAACAACUUGGCCAAUUUAUAACAUUGGUUGGUGGCCCGGAAUUUGCAUAUUGUGUUUUGCCACCUCUUGAGAGUUUAGCAACAGUCGAAGAAACAGUGGUUAGAGAUAAAGCUGUUGAAUCACUGAGAGCUGUAGCUCAACAGCACAGCCCAGCUGACCUAGAAAUUCAUUUUGUACCUUUAGUACAGAGGCUGGCUUCUGGUGAUUGGUUUACUUCAAGGACAUCCGCUUGUGGUCUUUUCUCGGUAUGCUAUCCAAGAGUGUCUGCUGCGGUGAAAGCUGACUUAAGAUCUCAUUUUAAAGCGCUGUGCCAAGAUGACACCCCAAUGGUACGUCGUGCAGCUGCAACCAAAUUGGGGGAACUGGCACAGGUUGUUGAGUUGGAAUAUCACAAAUCAGAUUUGAUUCCUAUGUUUGUUAAUUUGGCCCAAGACGAACAGGACUCUGUAAGGCUAUUAGCAGUUGAAGUAUGUGUUAAUAUUGCCAACCUUCUGCCACAAGAAGAUGUAGAACAACUUGUUAUGCCUACCCUAAGGCAAGCCACUGGUGAUUCGUCAUGGAGAGUCCGCUAUAUGGUGGCUGAUAAAUUUACAGAACUUCAAAAGGCUGUAGGUCCAGAAAUCACAAGAACAGACCUUGUUUCAGCAUUUCAGAGUCUUCUGAAAGAUACCGAGGCUGAGGUGCGUGCCGCGGCUGCCAAUAAAGUAAAAGAUUUCUGUCAGAAUUUGGAUAAAGCACACCAGGAAAACAUAAUCAUGACGAAUAUUUUACCCUGCGUCAAAGAAUUGGUUGCUGAUCCAAAUCAACAUGUAAAAUCAGCUUUAGCGUCUGUAAUAAUGGGACUUAGUCCCAUAUUGGGAAGACACAAUACAAUUGAACAUUUGUUGCCCCUGUUUUUGACACAGCUGAAAGAUGAUUGUCCAGAAGUCAGACUUAAUAUUAUUUCCAAUUUAGACUGUGUUAAUGAAGUGAUAGGCAUUCAACAAUUAUCCCAGUCACUUUUACCCGCUAUAGUUGAAUUGGCAGAAGAUUCUAAAUGGAGGGUGAGAUCGGCUAUUAUUGAAAAUAUGCCUCUAUUAGCUGGACAGCUGGGUAGGGAAUUUUUUGAUGAGAAGUUGAAUUCUUUAUGCAUGACUUGGUUAAUGGAUCAUGUUUUCGCAAUACGUGAAGCUGCAACCCUAAAUUUAAGAAAAUUAGUAGACCAGUUCGGGGCUGAAUGGGCAGAGACUACCAUAAUACCCAAGGUUCUGGCGAUGUCCCGAGAUCAGAAUUAUCUCUACAGAAUGACCUGCCUGUUCUGCAUAAACGUACUGGCUGAAGCUUGUGGCGGGGACAUAACAACUAGACUUCUGUUGCCAACUGUUUUGAGUAUGGCAAAUGACAAAGUGGCAAAUGUUCGAUUUAAUGUGGCCAAAACGCUACAGAAAAUAGCUCCCCAAUUGGACCAGGCUGUUAUGCAACCCCAAGUGAAACCGGUGCUGGACAAACUUAAUAUGGAUACAGAUGUUGAUGUGAAAUACUCCGCUUCAGAAGCUAUUCAAGGUAUUGCUGCUCUCGGUUGAAUACAUUAAUGGAGUUACAAGAAAAAACUUUUUAUUACCUAUAUUAUUAAUCUUGUAGAACUGUAAUUGUUAUGUCUCUAUCAGUUACAAAAACCAUAAAAUGUGUAAAAUGGAGUUUAGAAAUUAGCAUUAAUGAAAAAUCAUUUCCCUUUUUUACACUUAAGUUGCCUUUCGACUAUUUAUAUUUACCCUUUUGCCAUGUUAUGUUAAUUAAGGGAAUUUGUAUAUUACAUCUUUUACAAAAACUGUUACUCGAAUUUUUUCUUUUUUCAAUUUCUUUUGUACCAUCACAGUUUUUUAUAAGUUCAUUUCCACAGACCCCCAGCAUUUAUUUUUGGUUUUGUAUUGUUAAUGUACAUAGAUAAAAUGAGUGUAAUAUUUGGAUAAUACUAGCGUAAAUAAAUUUUAAUAUGUA
Cylas formicarius (sweet potato weevil) is the source of this 2354-nucleotide messenger RNA. It is a transcript of the gene Pp2A-29B, whose product is annotated as serine/threonine-protein phosphatase 2A 65 kDa regulatory subunit A alpha isoform. The transcript has 10 exons. The coding region runs from base 161 to 1939 and encodes 592 amino acids. Gene Ontology annotation, molecular function: protein phosphatase regulator activity; protein binding. Lineage: Eukaryota; Metazoa; Arthropoda; Insecta; Coleoptera; Brentidae. Gene Ontology annotation, cellular component: cytoplasm; protein phosphatase type 2A complex. The record is from RefSeq and is a predicted model, not a curated record. Gene Ontology annotation, biological process: protein dephosphorylation.